AUGUCCACGCCGCUGGAGGACGCGAUGGACACCCUGAUCAGGAUUUUCCAUCACUACUCUGGCAAAGAGGGAGACAGAUACAAGCUCAGUAAAGGAGAACUCAAGGACCUUCUCACCAGUGAGCUCACUGGCUUCCUUUCAGGCCAAAAGGACCCCCUUCUUGUUGAUAAGAUUAUGAAAGAUCUGGACUCCAAUGAAGACAAUGAAGUGGACUUCAAUGAAUUUGUCGUUCUGGUUGCUGCUUUGACUGUGGCAUGCAACAAUUUCUUCGAAGAACAGCUAAAGAAAGAGGGAAUAUAA
This is a messenger RNA of Apaloderma vittatum (bar-tailed trogon), 300 nucleotides long. RefSeq names its product S100 calcium binding protein Z (gene S100Z). Gene Ontology annotation, molecular function: calcium ion binding. The transcript has 2 exons. The record is from RefSeq and is a predicted model, not a curated record. The coding region runs from base 1 to 300 and encodes 99 amino acids. Lineage: Eukaryota; Metazoa; Chordata; Aves; Trogoniformes; Trogonidae. Gene Ontology annotation, cellular component: cytoplasm.